Colletotrichum scovillei is the source of this 4158-nucleotide messenger RNA. RefSeq names its product 3'5'-cyclic nucleotide phosphodiesterase. The transcript is spliced from 4 exons. Bases 867 to 3533 code for a protein of 888 amino acids. NCBI's taxonomy places the organism in Eukaryota, Fungi, Ascomycota, Sordariomycetes, Glomerellales, Glomerellaceae. The record is from RefSeq and is a predicted model, not a curated record. Gene Ontology annotation, molecular function: 3',5'-cyclic-nucleotide phosphodiesterase activity. Gene Ontology annotation, biological process: signal transduction.
CCAGUCCCAGUCCCAGUCCCAGUCCCAGUCCCAGUCCUCCAAGGACCCAAACUCCAAUCCUCCCCGUCCCAGCUGGCCGCCCAGUCGCCCUCUUUCCUUUCUUCCCACUUCACGCCCGUUCGUCCCAGCCCUUGUUGUACGUAGCCUACCCUUCAUGAUAUCACGUACACUUGUCGUCGCUUCCUUCUUGUGCUCCGCUUCUCUGCCGCCCAAUUCUGCAAUUCUUUCCUCCUCUCAUCCUCCUCCUAUGCCAGACUGACCAAAGGAAAAAAAGACUUCGCUCGCUAUCAACAGCGCCAGCAUACCGAAGCCUCCACCCUUCGUCUCGAAUACAUGCGAACUCUCCGCGCGACGGUACCCGCAACUGCGAAACGACAAAUCCCCCCUCUCCCGAUCGCCCCUACUCACACAAAAACCCAAAAGGAUCCGUACACGCCUCGACUUUAGGAACAAACAUCACGUCCAUGAUCUCGGCCAAUCCGAUUUCGUACGACUACAAUCGAUGCCAAUCCUGGUGACCGUCGGAACCACCGCGCUACCGCUGCUUCGUCGCCCGCACUUGGUGAAGUACCAUUCAUGAGACUCCUGGUCGAUACCCCGACCACAUCUUGCCUUCCAAUCCCGACGACUUUAUCACGAAGCCUGCUUCAUUGAAUCAUUCGUCGCGCAUUGCCCAUCCACCUGGACACUGAAGACGUUGCGCCGCCGUGCUGCUUCUCGACAGGACUGGGUCGCCGUCCUCGACUUGUCCCGCUGCGAAAGCUCAAGAAUUGCAAGUUUGAUCAAUCGCAUCGUCACGCUCGUAGAUCUUCUUUGCCCUUGUGGCCAGAGCGCUCCGGUCGCGAGACUGGUUGCUCCCCAAAGCCAUGAUGGACAAUGCCACUUGCCAUGUCGUCUACGUGAACCGCCAGGUUCGCCAGGACAGGCUUAUCCGACCUAAUACGCAAAAUGAUCAGCCACUAGACGUUGCCGACUCCGUCGUGCAGGAGGAUGACGAUAUUCAGAAAGAUGCAGAACUGCUACUGGACACUUUUGGAGAAGUUUAUCUUUGUUCCACAGGCUCGGCCUGCAUAUCUACCCUCUUCCAGCUUUCGGACGAGUCCAUGAUGGACCUUACGCCAACGCUGGUUCUAAUUGAUGUGCCCCACGACGAACGGCUACCCAGAAUCCGGUCUCGGUCUAGAUCACCAUCGCCGCACUCGCGCCCGACUACUGCUGACAUCAACAUUCACACUCCUGAGGAGGAUGUCUACGGCCUCAAAUUACUGCAGAGGAUCAUGACCGAGUCGCAUCUGCGUAGCCUAUCAAAGCUGAUCGUGCCGAUACCCAUCGUGAGCUUUUCGCCUGCCGAGGAUGGUAGCGCAACGAUUCCGGCUAGCGACGAUGCGAAACCCAAGCCUUCGGCGUCAGUGGACCGACGCCUGAUCAUCCGGUGCCUAGAUCUAGGAGCCGUGGAUGUCAUCAUCAGCCCUUUACACCUCAAAUGCAUCACGAGUCUCGAGAUCCAUGCUUAUCGGGCGCAUAAGGAUGCGGCCCGUGAACAGCAAGAAAUGCUCGAAGUACGGCGCGGCAGAAAACGGUCAUGGGUUGGAGUGAACGAGGAGAAACCAUUUUCCUACCUCAGGGAAGCCAUGGUAUCCGGUCUCAUGAGGGGCAUCUGUCGGUCAGGCGCGGAUUCUGACGACGAUCGGAUCUCCAACGUUAGCAUUGCCGUUUCUACCGAUCGCCAAGCUGCUGUCGCUGCCGCCGUUGGUCAGUGGCACUUUUGUGCGCAUAGUUUCACAGAUGACGAGCUCCUUGUUGCGGCCAUGGUGAUGUUCAAGCAUGCCUUGACAAUGCCCGAGUUGGAUCGCUGGCGGAUACCGACAGACCAACUCAUAAGCUUCCUGGUCGCUUGCCGGGCUGCAUACAACAACUUUGUCCCUUAUCAUAACUUCCGCCAUGUCGUUGAUGUUCUACAGGCUACUUUUCACUUCCUGGUUCGUGUUGGUAUUCUUGCGCCAUAUCCCGCCGAUCCCUUGGCGGAUCAAGAUCCACCGCAGAGCUCCCCAAUGGCAAAGCUGCUCCAUCCGUUUGACGGCUUGACGCUCUUGAUUACGGCAAUUGGACAUGAUGUCGGCCACCCAGGUGUCAACAACGGAUUUUUGGUCACUCUCAAUGCCCCUCUGGCACAGUUGUACAAUGAUCGAUCAGUGCUCGAGUCGUUCCAUUGCGCCGCCUACUCACAGAUCCUUCGGCGGUAUUGGCCAAGCGCUUUCGAAGAUACCAAGAUGCGGCACCUUAUGAUCAGCUCCAUCCUUGCCACGGACAUGGGCCUGCAUUUUGAUUACAUGAAAAGGCUCGGAGAUACCCAGGACAAACUGGACGUUGACAACACAACUGAUGGUUGGAAUGGCCGUAUGCAAGAGGAGCAAAAGGCUCUCGUAUGCUCACUUCUCAUCAAGUGUGCAGACAUCAGCAACGUGGCAAGGAAGCACGAAACCGCGCUGAAGUGGAUGUACAUUCUUUCGGACGAGUUCUCUCGGCAAGCUUCCAUGGAGAGCGAGUUAGAAAUCACGUCGUCUCUCUUGUCGCCUCCGAAGAAGGACUUGAUCUCACUGUCUAAGGCCCAGCUAAGCUUCAUGAACCUAUUCGCCAUCCCUCUUUUCCAGGGAGUGGCGGACAUAUUGCCAGCAAUGAAAUACACUGUUGACGAGCUCGAAAUCAAUAAAGGUCUUUUUGAGCAACGGAUCAGGGAAGAGCAAGCGAAGGAGGAUCCCAUCCGCAAGAGACUUCUGCGCAACGACGGCGCCUUCUCCCCACGGACUAUGAGUUUGGCCGGCGGGCCCGAAGGAAGCAGAGACUCCAUGACCCCGCGGGUGACGACGCCUCUGACCGAGCUUACCAUACCGCCCCCGCUGCUCGACGACUUAAAGCAGGAAGAUGAUGGGCUGUCCCAGGAGCCAGCGGGCUCGGAGCACACAACAGCGCUCAUCACUGACGUGCCGGAGCCGGAGGACCCUAAGGAGGUGAACGGCAUCGUGACGUCUUUCGAUUCCGUGGCGGACUUUGCCGCAAGCGAUCCAUUCCACUGCAGAGACAGGGCUAGUAGCUCGCCGGACAAUCAUCCCGGCCAUAACGGCAAGCAGCGGUGCAGCGAGACGACGGACGGCAGCACCACGGGUCCGUACACUGGGGACUGGGCCUCACAGGCAACGAGUGCCACCACCGGCAAGAUGCCUUUGUCGCCGAGCACUCAAGGCACUAGCAUUGUCAGCAGAGAGUCGACGGAGCAGCUUCCAGGCGUGCCCACGAUCUCGGAGCCAAAGCCAUUCGCCGAAGUCAAGCCCGAGUCUACGUUCCUGGACCACGACGUCAACGGACCUCACUACGACGCCAACGGCUCUCACUUGUCGAACGGGUCUUUGGGCAAAACAGAAGGCGGCAAGGUUGUGAAGAAGAAAUCUAGUAGAUUCCGCAUGAAUGCAUUCCAGUUCUUUCGGCGGAACAGAGCGUCGAGCCCGUCCAUGUCAGCGGCCGACGCAGCUACCUGAUAAACCAGGGAUCUUGAGCGAGACGAGCCGAUUCUGGCAUCUACAUUCGAAUGGUGCGGCACAGGCACAGGAAAGCCACGACUGUGGUGGCUCACGCAGAUUUCCCAGCGAUCGAUAUACCCGAGCCACCACAGACUUGUUAAUCUAAUCGCGAUCCGAGAUGAUGGGAGCAGCGCCACAGUCGAACAAAAGAAUUGUAAAGCACAGUAUACGGAACUCGCGAUUUAUGUACAGUAUUGGGGAUGGAGUUAAUGCGUAUUGGGUGUUUGAGUGCUUCGCCUACAUUGGCGACGAUAACGAGGGGAAUACGGCCGCGCAAGUCAUGAGCUGGAUGGCAAGGCCUACGACAUUGCUCUUCCGGGGUCUCGACCGCCUGCUCAAAAGUAGGCUGGGUGGGAGGCGGCGUUCUGGGCAAGUCGGCAGGUUGUGACGAUUUCAGCUUUGGGACAGUCAACAGACGGUCUGAUAUUGGGCAACAAUGGCGGAAAUGCCAUAUUUUGGUCUGGCUAGUGGGCGUGCUAUCGGACCAUGGGAUGGAUGGAAGGAGUAGGUAUGUGAAGGCAACGGCUAGACAUAGCCGACAGCCCACAGUAGAUGAUAGCAAAUUCUAACAAGUUCACUAUGA